Messenger RNA from Acaulospora colombiana, 1187 nucleotides. Lineage: Eukaryota; Fungi; Glomeromycota; Glomeromycetes; Diversisporales; Acaulosporaceae. The record is from the annotation of a GenBank genome assembly.
GUGUCCCCUGCACCUAUGAUUACCAACCCAAGAAGCGUGGACCACCCAAUCUCUACCUUCGCCGACUUCAGGAAGCUGCUCAACAAGCUCAGAGGGACGCUGCUGUUGCUCACGCAACUGGCAAUGGAGGUCUCAUGGACACUCCUCUCUCAGCUACUCUACCACCAAACGCACACGGCCUCUCUCCCCUCUCGCCGCACGCAAUGCAACACAUGCCACUCCUCAGCAACCCUCCUCAUCCUGCCCAUCUUCGUCGCAGCCCUCCAUCCAUCCCAACUCUAGCGACUCCGGUCACUCCCGGCAAUCCCUCUUAUCUUUCCGACCCUCCUUUGAAUCCAGGUGCACCGGCACCCAUCCCCCCCUCGAGAUAUCCUAUUGCCGCCGACACCUACACCCCGUCUCCUGCCGCUGGCCUCUAUGGAGCCCACCAUCAUCCUUUCGAUCGCCCGGGGACCGCAGACACUGCAAUGUCGACCACCUCCAAUGGGCCACCGUCGACAAUUGCGCCACCCUCUUUGGAAAGCACCUUCGCCCACGGAUAUACGAAUGGGACAGGCAGCAGUGCCAGUGCGAACGGCCAGGUCUACCAAAGCUGGACCAGCCCUCCUGGCGUCAUUCAAUACCCAUUCAAGCCCUAUCAGCCUCCCCCUCCGACCUACCUUCCUCCUCUCAAUUACUACUACCGCCCGCACCGCCUCGAGGACAUUGCUCCUCGUGAAAUGCUCCUACAGAUCGUUCAGCUCUUCUUCGACUUCGUUUACCCUCUGACCCCAUGCAUUCAUCGACCAUCGUUUAUGGCCGACCUCAGCAGCCGACGAGAGGAGAGAGAUCCUCUCUUCUUUGCUCUCGUCAUGAGCACCAUUGCUAGCACUCUUGUGCAGGUUCCCCGGAGCUAUCUCCCGAUCGUCGAACGCAAACAGGUUCGAAGACUCGCUCAGCUCUGCCACGAGGCGAGCCGUCAUGUCACUGUAGCCGCAUACGAUCCUCCAACAAGCACUCACGUCGUAAUUCGUUACUUCCUGAAUCUUACUGACUUUGUUCGAUUCAAUAGCGAUACUGUAUACCAUUUCUGCGAGGGUCAUGAUGCGACUUCACAUGCAUCCUUUGGCGAAGCGGCCCACAUCGCAGUCACAUUGCACAUGCACGAGGAGGCGUCAUACGAGGGGCUCGAUCCUAUUGAGACCGAG